Molecule: messenger RNA, 2693 nt
Organism: Schistocerca serialis cubense
Lineage: Eukaryota; Metazoa; Arthropoda; Insecta; Orthoptera; Acrididae
Product: actin-like protein 6A
Exons: 4
Coding region: 91-1344 (417 amino acids)
Biological process (GO): nervous system development; regulation of transcription by RNA polymerase II
Cellular component (GO): SWI/SNF complex; NuA4 histone acetyltransferase complex
Molecular function (GO): chromatin binding
Source: RefSeq, a predicted model, not a curated record
UUUGUUAGUGCGAGAGAAGCAUUGUUUGUUUACAAACUUAGUUCUACCGGUAGAAAGUAGUGAAGCUGUAGUUCUAUUUGGGGCGGUAGUAUGGAAGUUUCAGAAGAUUCUUAUUCAGUGGUGAUAGAUGUUGGACAUUAUACAGUGCGAAUAGGGUGUUCGCAAGAUGAUAGUCCAAGAAUGGAAUUGCCGUCUCAAGUUGGAAUUUUAGAUCAUUUGAGUUCGACGGAAGCUGGAAAAGCGUCGUGCUCCUACGUAACACAACCGAAAAAAUAUUUGUUUGGCAAUGAUAUUAAUAUACCCCGGGGCGGUAUGGAGAGCGCAUCUUUCUUCAAGGAUGGUAUGAUUGACGAUUGGGACUCAUUUGAAAAAAUGUUGGAGUUUGCUUAUGACACAUGUUUUCACUCACGGUCCGAACACCAUCCCAUUCUCAUUUCGGAACCGGCGUGGAAUGUAAGAAGGAAACGCGAACAAUUGACAGAGCUUAUGUUUGAAAAGUUCAAGGUUCCAGCAUUUUUUUUAGUAAAAAAUGCUGCCUUAACCACGUUCGCAAACAGACGCACGACUGCGUUAGUGAUUGACAGUGGAGCAACUCAUACCUCAGCAGUUCCAGUCCAAGACGGAUUCGUUCUGUCACGUGGCAUUGUGCGAACUCCACUUGCUGGUGAUUUUUUGACUACACAGUGUGGAGAAUUGCUGAAGGGAUUUGCUGUUGAAGUUGUCCCACCCUACAUGGUUGCAUCAAAGGAAGCUGUUGCCAAAAACGAGAAGUCAAAGUGGAUGAAACACUCAAAUCUGCCUGCAGUCACUACAUCAUGGCAUAAAUUUAUGAUUAAAAGGGUAUUGCAGGAUUUUCAGUCAAAAGUUUUAGAAGUGAGCAGAUCACAGCUGCACGAAGAAAUUUAUGCCUGUAUACCAGCAGCAACAUAUGAAUUUCCAGAUGGGUACUGUCAGGAUUUUCAUGAAGAACGUAUGCAAAUCCCAGAAGCAUUAUUUAAUCCAGAAAUGUUCCAACUAAGUCCAUCAUUGGGAAUUGGCUACGUUGUUAAAAAAAGUGUGUCAAGAUGCGAGGCAGAUGUAAGAGCAGCAUUGUAUAGUAAUGUAGUCAUUGCAGGUGGUAAUUCUUUGCUAAAGGGUUUUCCAGAACGUUUGUGUACUGAGUUGGCACAUAGAACGCCAAGCAGUAUGCGUUUGAAGGUCAUCCAUGGUGGUAGAAGUCGACGUAUUAGUUCCUGGAUUGGAGGGUCAAUUGUUGCUUCUUUGGGAACUUUCCAGCAAAUGUGGAUCUCAGCACAGGAAUAUGAAGAUGCUGGAAAAAAUGUGGUUGAGAAGAAAUGCCCAUGAAUUUCCAAGAACUGUUGGUAAAGAAGUUGAAUGCCGCAUGCAAAUGUCACAUGAUCAAGGAGAAACAAAACCUUGAUUUACGUAAUUGUUAUAUUAAGUAUGUGAUUUACUUAAAAGGCAAAAAGAAACAGUAUCAUUCUGUGUGUGUGUGUGUGUGUGUGUGUGUGUGUGUGUGUGUGUGUGUUUGACACAUUUUGGUUGUGUUAUUUGUAGGUUGCUAUGUACCUUGUUGCACUGUCGACAACAGCUGUUACAUUUGUAGGCACUUCACUUCAGUGUGACAUUUUAAAUAUAUAUCUGAGUGCUUUUUGUAUGUGACAAGGGACAGCAACCUAUUGCAUUUUCAGACUGAUAAGUGAUCUUUUACACCCAAAUACUCAUCUAUUUGCAGUAAACUAGUCUCGUUAUGGCAUUUUUUCUUGAAAUGCAACUGACAUAUGGACAGAAAUAUUCCUUACUUAGACCUACGAAACAUCUAAAGGUCCAAUGACUGCAGAAAAAAGAAUUACUGUAACCCAACAACACAAACAUGUUGCAUACGGGACAAUGAGCAACAGAGCACCCAGAUUCCCUACCAGUAAAAAAGAUAUACAAACCGAACUCAGUACAGUUAGAGAAAGCAAUCAUCAGUAUUGCAUUUGCUAGACACAAAAUAGUGUUUAACACUUGCAAAACCUGGUACAUGGACCGGACAAUUGAAAAAACAUGGCUUAUAAUAAUGCAUACUGCCUGUAUAAAAGAAACAGGUUAUCCAUUCACAGUGUAGUAGCUCACUUGAGUUAUUGCAGGCAAUAAAAUUGAUUUAUUUGAGAAAUUCAAAAUUUUCACAAAAACUUUUGCAUUAUUUAAUGUGUUUUCCAGUGAAAGAAUAUUUUGUGUGUAGUGUCACUUGUCAAGGUAAGAAAAAUUUUAAAUGUCCCUUACAUAAUUCAGGUAAUAUAGUGUUGAUUUGUUAACCCUGGCUAACACUGUAUUGGAUUGUAUACAAACAGUUGAUUAUGUGUUGUAGUCUCACUGCCCCAUGAUAGUUUGUAUGCCUAUUAUGAGUAAUUACAAAGAAGCAAUGUCCAUAUGUAGCUCAAAGUAGUUGGUUUAAUUUAUGAUAGUUUGACACAUUGAUUCUGUGAGAAAGCAGACAUUCCACACCUAAAAAGUUAGUUAGUGUGAUGAAAUUGUGAAACAGUAAUUACAGCAAGAAUACUGCACCAGAGGAUUGCAGUGCCUAAGUGGAUUUUGUUUAGUUAAUUAGUAAGUAGUGACUGAAACACUUAACUCUUUUAAUUUAUUGUAAGAGUUGCUUAAACUGUUGAGCAGCAUCAAAUAAAAACAAACCCUUGUGAAUUUCAGUA